This is a messenger RNA of Musa acuminata subsp. malaccensis (wild Malaysian banana), 3472 nucleotides long. Lineage: Eukaryota; Viridiplantae; Streptophyta; Magnoliopsida; Zingiberales; Musaceae. The record is from RefSeq and is a predicted model, not a curated record.
CCCUUAUCAACGCCGAGAGAGAGAGAGGGAGAGGUGAGCUCGCUCUCCUCCAAUGGCUCGUUGAAUCGCGAUUGAGGCGUUUAAAGUACCAUAAAAAAUAAGAAAUAAGAAAAAAGGAGGAGAGAGAGAGAGAGAGAAGAAGAAGAAGAAGGAGAAGGAAGAGGAAGAGGAAGGGGGAUUGAAACCCUAGGGGGAAUUGAGGACGGCUGCCAUGGCGACGCCACAGGCGGGUGACGGGGUCCUCGCCCUGAUGCCGCAGGAGGUGGCGAACUCGGUCGAACCGGCGCCUUCGUCGCCACCGCCGGCGGCGGCGGCGGCGGCGUCACUCAAGGGUUCGGCGGAGAAGUCCCCGAUCCUGAUCUUCCUCUACUUCCAGAAGGCCAUCCGGUCGGAGCUCGACCGCCUCCACCACGACGCCGUCGAGCUCGCCACGGACGGCAGCGGCGACGUCCGCUCCCUUGCGGAGCGCUGCAUCUUCCUAUUCGACAUCUACCAGCACCACUGCAACGCCGAAGACGCGGUUAUCUUUCCAGCUCUUGAUACACGCGUCAAGAAUGUGGCUAGAACGUAUUCUCUAGAGCAUGAAGGGGAAAGCCAUCUUUUCUAUUUUGUGUUUGUUUUAUUAAAGUCACAUAUGACACAUGAUGAUCGUCUUCGGAGAGAACUAGCUCUUCGUAUUGGAGCAAUAAAAGCAUUAUUUAGCCAGCAGAUGCCUAAGGAGGAAAAGCAGGUAUUUGUUUCAGAGGAUCAUUUCCGAAGAGAACUAGCCUCCCGCACUGGAGUCAUAAGAACGGCACUUGUCCAGCAUAUGUGUAAGGAAGAAGAGCAGGUCUUUCCCUUGCUUAUAGAGAAGUAUUUAUUUGAAGAGCAGGCUGAUCUGGUUUGGGAGUUCUUAUGUAGCAUCCCUGUGGAUAUGAUGACAAAGUUCCUUCCUUGGCUUUCAUCUUCUGUUUCACCUGAGGAACACCAAGAUAUGAUCAACUGUUUGAGGAAGAUAGUACCAAACGAAAAACUUCUUAAACAGGUCAUAUUUACUUGGAUUGAAGACAAAAGCAUGGCUGACAUGGGAAAAAGUCAUGUUGAUGAUUCUCUAUCACAGAGUUCUAUUGAUGACACUGAGAAGUAUGCCUGUCUUUCUGAUCUUUCCAGGACUGGGAAGAGAAAACAUGACGAACCAGACAGCAAAGCUAUUGAUCUUGGGUUGUACCCGAUAGAUGAAAUAUUGCAUUGGCAUAAUGCUAUUAGAAAAGAAUUAAAUGAAAUAGCAGAAUGUGCAAGGAAAAUACAGCUUUCUGGAGAUUUAUCUGAUUUGUCUGUCUUCAACACAAGGCUUCAAUUUAUUGCUGAUGUGUGCAUCUUUCAUAGUUAUGCUGAAGACCAAGUAAUAUUUCCAGCAGUAUCAGAUGGAAUGGAAUUCCUUUUGCUGGACCAUGCAAAUGAAAAAAUUCAGUUUAACAAGUUUAGGUGCUUAAUUGAAGAAAUCCAGAGUGCAGAGGCCAAUUCUACUUCUGUAGAAUUCUAUUCUGAGUUUUGUUCGCAUGCUGAUCAAAUAAUGGAUACUAUUCAGAAGCAUUUCCAUAGUGAGGAAGCUGAGGUUCUUCCUCUUGCCAGGAUGCAUUUUUCUUCUGAGAAACAGUGUAAGCUUCUUUUCAGAAGUCUGUGUGUUAUGCCCUUGAAACUGUUAGAGCGUGUUUUACCAUGGUUUGUUGCGAACUUAAGUGAUAAGGAGGCAAGUCAGUUUCUCCAGAAUAUGCAUCUAGCUGCCUCAUCAUCUGAAGAUGCACUGGUCACCCUUUUUUCCGGUUGGGCGUGCAAGGGUAGGAGCGAGGAUAUUACCAGAUCUGGCAAGUUCAUAUGCUUGACUUCAAAAGCAAUCUGUUGCUUCCCUUUAGAAGACGGUACUGAGUCGGAAGAAGAUUGCAGACAUAAUUUCUGUUCAUGUUCUUGUCUACUUGGGUGUGAGAAAGGCUUGACAAUUCUGAAAUCUGAGAACAAUGCUAGGCCUAUUAAACGAGGCAACUUUUCAGGAUUAUAUGGAAAUUCUGGUGAAAUCAACACUUCAGAAAGUAAUGAAAUCUACAGUGUGUCAUGUAGCCAAAAGUCAUGCUGUGUACCAGCGCUGGGAGUUGCUAGCGCCAACACUGGAAUAAGUUCACCUGAUGCUUCAAAGUCUCUGCUUUUUUCAUCUUACAAUUCUUCUGCCCCUUACUUUAAGUCCAGUCUCUUUGUUCCAGAGAUGGAAUUGAAUUUAUGUAGUAUAGAGAACACUUUGAGGCCAAUUGACAACAUAUUUAAAUUUCAUAAGGCGAUUAGCAAAGAUGUGAAGUAUUUGGAUGAUGAAUCCGGAAACCUUAUACCUUAUGUUGAUACUGUUCUUCGGCAGUUCAGUGGAAGAUUUCGCUUGUUAUGGGGUCUAUACAGAGCUCAUAGUAAUGCUGAGGAUGAUAUUGUUUUCCCAGCUUUAGAAUCAAGAGAAACACUUCAUAAUGUGAGUCAUUCAUACACCCUUGACCACAAGCAGGAAGAAAAGCUAUUUAGAGAUAUUUCUGUGGUGCUUUUAGAGCUCUCACAACUGCAUGAUGGCUUGGGAAUGAACAUCAGUAAAGAUACUGCAAGGGGAAGCAAUUCUGAUUCUCAUGUAGUUGAUCAGACUAGAAAACAUAAUGAGCUUGUCACUAAGCUUCAAGGAAUGUGCAAAUCUCUACGAGUUACUCUUGAUAAUCAUAUCUUCAGAGAAGAGCUUGAAUUAUGGCCAUUAUUUGACAAGCAUUUUUCAGUGGAUGAGCAAGAUAAGAUUGUUGGACGAAUAAUAGGAACAACAGGUGCAGAGGUCCUCCAAUCGAUGCUACCAUGGGUAACUUCUGCUCUUAGUCAAGAGGAACAGAAUAAGAUGAUGGAUACAUGGAGACAGGCAACCAAAAACACCAUGUUUAAUGAGUGGCUAAAUGAGUGGUGGAAGGAUACUCCCUCAUUGUCUACAGAUGCAACAGAGAGUUCUGGUCUUCCAAAAGAGGCUGAUCACCAAGAAAGUCUCGAGCAAAGUGACCAGAUGUUCAAGCCUGGUUGGAAUAAUAUAUUUAGGAUGAAUCAGAAUGAGCUCGAAUCAGAGAUAAGGAAGGUUUCACGAGAUCCAACAAUUGAUCCACGAAGAAAGGCAUAUCUUAUACAAAACUUAAUGACAAGUCGCUGGAUAGCUGCUCAGCAGAAAUUACCUCAGGCUAGAACUGAGGAAGCUACAGAAGGAGAAGACAUACCUGGAUGCUCUCCAUCCUUUCGAGAUCCGGAGAAACAAAUAUUUGGCUGUGAGCAUUACAGGAGGAACUGCAAACUUGUUGCUGCAUGUUGUAACAAAUUGUUCACAUGCAGAUUUUGCCAUGACAAAGUCAGUGAUCAUUCAAUGGACAGGUGUACUUUGGCAUGAUUGAUGCCUUGUUGGCUGCUGAAGAGCUUCCUGAAGAGUAUCGGGAUCGAU